CUCGAGUUUGGGAUUCUGGUCUUUGGUUUACUACAAGAGAAGAACACGUUUUCGAGGGGUAAUGUGUAAGUACGUUCCCAAUCAGCUCUCGUGUGACAGGAAAGGAGUUGGCGAUAAUAUGCGAACGGGGGGUUACGUUUAUUGACCCUUCCUGUACCACCCUUCACCCUAGCCGGGUCAGUGUCACGAUGUUCGAUUGAAUCGACCAUUCCAGAGGGCCAUCGGAGUGACUGACGCGGCCCUUCGCAGAAUAUAGGAAUCGAUUCUAACAGCCAGCGGGUCCUGCACAUCGAUUCGAUUUUCCGUUCCUCUAUAUCCCACACGAUCCAUUUCAAUUUUGGACCAUAGGUAUCCUCUUGAAGGCCAAUCAACAUCAGAUUACGCGACGUAUCAAAACGUCCCGCUCCUCAAAAUACACGUACGACAAUCCAAGGAUCCUUGACCGCGAUGGCGCCCCCAACCCGCAAGGAGCUCCGCCCAACCACUCCGGAAUCGACGGAAGACGCAUUCGAAGAUGCCCCCGAUAUCACGCCUCGUCCGCAUUCGAAUUCCCCCAAGACGUCGCGUAGCCUAACAGACCGAAGCACGUCGUCGGGGUCGAGGAAACUGUAUAAAGGCAACGGAAGCCUUUCAAAGGAGAACACGGCUGCCAAAAUCGCCAAAUUCGAGGGGCGCGCUCAUGCGGGGGGGAACGGGGUAGAAGUGGAGGCGCCGCAGAAGAGUCCGCUGUUGACGACCCAUGGCGACCGUGGCGAUCAUGGCGAGGUGACGGAUAUGGAUGAAGUCAGUCUUGAUGAAGUCAAGCUUUCGUCUGCUCCACCACCUAUACCGGCAUCCUCCACGACAGACUUCCCACUAAGACCCAUGCCAUCUAACAUCGCCGCAAACGAUACAAAUACGAAUGCACAAGCACCCCCCACCCCGGACAAACAUGCAUCCACAGCGUCUUCCGCAUCCCCAUUCCCCUCCCUCGGCAGCCGAAAACUUACUGCCCCCUUCUCCUGGCUCUCCCGCACCAGUCCGAAGCCCUCCACCCCAUCUCCACCCCUCCCUAGACCUAUAGACACCGCAGGCAGCCGCCGCAACACCGCCAGCUCCACCACCACACUUAGCAGCAACCCUGACGUACCCCUCUCCCACCUCUCCCGCCUCGCUGAGGAAGGGUCGCCGACCACCCCCGCCGCACAAAACUCCCGCGGCAAGCUCCGCGACCGAUUCAAGCUCCUGAGAAUGCAGGAAGAAGCCGGCGUCAAUAUCUUAUCCCUUGAGUCGGAUGACUCUACGACAGCAUCAGGCCUAGGAAUCGCACACGGCGGCCAGCCCGGCGGCGCCAUGUCCCCCGACAAAGAACGCGAUGAUCCCUCCUCGGUCCCGACGCAGCCAACACCCCCAGCCAAAUCCCAGCGGAGUAUGUCGAUUAGCUCCGUCCAGACAAUCAAUCGGGCGCUACCGCCCGGCACCGCGUCAGGGCUGGCAGAAGCGGAGAAAUCCGGACCGGUGGACUGGGAUCUGUGGCAGUCGAUAGUGUAUGAAGGGCCCGCGGCGGUGGCGCGGACGAGUCCUGAAGAGAUGAAAGAGGGCAUCGCGCUUGGGAUUCCCGGGACGAUACGAGGGGUGGUGUGGCAGGUGCUUUCGGGGGUUGACCCCAGUCCAGGCGUAGAAGGGCUACAGGACCUUGCGCAGAUGUAUUGGGGUCUGGUAGCGAAGGGGACAGAGAAGGAGAAGGAGAAAAUCGAUAGCGCGCCGAUGAGUCGGGCAGGGAGUCAGAGUACGGGGAACGGCGUGCCGGCCAACGGGAGCGUGCAAAGCUCGGGGAGCAGCGUGAGCGAGAUAAUCGGGCCGGGACAACCGAGUCCGGGUACGGCGCCUCCGCACGAGUCGACUAGCAGUGGCUUCGAUGUGCGGAAUUUGCGGGAGAAGCUUAGCUUUGCGGCCAAGAAGCCAUCGGUGCCUCUCUUGCCAGGGAGAGAGAAGGAGAAAGACGAUCCCGAAAUGAUUCGGAAAUUGGAGAAAACGAUACGGAAGGAUAUUGGCGCGAGGACGAGUUAUUCAAAAUACCUCAUGGCGGCGGGGUUGCAGGAAGGGCUUUUUGGUGUGUGCAAGGCGUAUGCUUUGUAUGACGGCGAAGUCGGGUAUGCGCAGGGGAUGAACUUUGUGGCGAUGCCGUUAUUGUUCAACAUGCCAGAAGAAGAAGCCUUUGCUCUCCUCGUUCGUCUCAUGCAAACUUACCACCUCCGCGACCUCUUCGCCCCCGAAAUGCCAGGCCUCCACCUCCACCUUUACCAAUUCGCCCGCCUCCUCGAGGACCUUGAGCCCGCGCUGUACUGCCACCUCAACCGACGCGGCGCGACACCGAACCUCUACGCCACCCAAUGGUUUCUCACCCUGUUCGCAUACCGCUUCCCCCUUCAACUCGUGCUACGGAUCUACGACCUCAUCCUCUCCGAAGGCCUCGAAGCGUCCGUUCUCAAAUUCGGCAUCGCCCUGAUGCAGAAGAACCGGGAUUUGCUGCUCGGCAUGCACGACAUGUCGCAGUUGACUAUGUUCCUCAAAGAACGCCUCGUCGACGCAUACAUCGACAAGGCCCCCUCCGCGAGCAGCCUGCUCGACUCCGGUUUCUUCGGCUCCAGUGGCUCCGGCGCCGACCGCGAAAUCUACCGCGCCGAAGAGCUUGUUCGCGACGCCUGCGCCAUCCCAGUCACCGAAAAGAUGCUCAGCACCUACUCCGCCGAAUGGAAAGAGCAGCUGCGGGAGACACGGGAGCGCGAGACGGAGCUUGAGACCCUCCGCUCACAGGGACACACGCUCAGCGCAAAGGUCCGCCGACUCGAGGAAGACGCCGAGAAAUCGGACCACGAACACGUGCUUGCAGCGUCGGAGCUCGUGCGCAUCAAGGUCGAGAAUCAGACGCUGGAAGACGUGAACGAGAGUCUGAAGGGGCAGGUGGAGGAGUUGAAGAAGGUGGUAGCGAGCCAGACGGAGGAGGUGGAGGCGCGGUUGAAGGCCGAUAUGGAUAAGGUGAUGCAUCGGAAUAUCGAGGUGCAUAACGAGAAUCGGGCGCUGGAGGAUCAGAUGACGGAGAUGGAGAAGGAGUUGGUGGAGGCGAAGAUGGGGUAUGCACAGAUCAAUUCGGAGUACGAAACGUUGAAGCAGAAGUGGCAUAGCAUUACGACGAUGCUGAACAACAAGUAAGAGCCGCGGUGGCCCCAUUGUCAAGUCUCUUCCCGGGCCACGGGAAAAUUUGCUACAUGUCAAUGCGGUCUGGAACCAUUCCUACGGAGUCGGUCUUUGUAUUCACAUAUACCCCGUUUUUAUGUCAUGACAGGGUCACGUCUGCUAUUCUUUGGAUCAGAUGGGUUGUGAGUUGGAAAAUAGUGGAGGGGGGAAUGGAGGGUUGUACUGAAUAACGAACGGAUACAUCAUUACGGUAAGUCACUGCUCUUGGAAGAGGACGGCAUCAUCAGGACAGUCACGUAGAUAGCAUGUUGCAUAUUCCACCAAAAUCACAGCCGCUAAACCGGCAGAUCCAGACGCACGGAUAUGACUCUUUUUGUAGAUUAACUUUCUUGCAUUAUGAUUCCC
Molecule: messenger RNA, 3582 nt
Organism: Eremomyces bilateralis CBS 781.70
Lineage: Eukaryota; Fungi; Ascomycota; Dothideomycetes; Eremomycetales; Eremomycetaceae
Product: RabGAP/TBC
Exons: 4
Coding region: 448-3192 (914 amino acids)
Source: RefSeq, a predicted model, not a curated record